Molecule: messenger RNA, 2211 nt
Organism: Colossoma macropomum (tambaqui)
Lineage: Eukaryota; Metazoa; Chordata; Actinopteri; Characiformes; Serrasalmidae
Product: DNA excision repair protein ERCC-6-like
Exons: 4
Coding region: 340-2211 (623 amino acids)
Molecular function (GO): DNA translocase activity; ATP-dependent chromatin remodeler activity; ATP binding
Source: RefSeq, a predicted model, not a curated record
UUGACCUGUAGAGAGUCGUAUUGUUUUUGUGUGGGCAUGUUUUCGUGAGAGCAGAGGACCGUUAAAGGGGUGUUUGUAGUUUAAAAGAUGCGGAGCAUUUUUCAAUUUCGGCAUUGAUCUCAUUUUCUGGUUUUGGGAAAAUCCCAGGCAUGCAGCCAGCGCGGUAAAAACAGUAUAAAAGAGAGGAGCAACACCACACAGAUCCAGGAUCUCCAGAAUAAACAGUAUUAACGCAGAUUAUUCAUCAGCCUCAAAGGACUUUGCUUCUCUUACCUGUGUACCACUGACUUGACGACAGAGUUAUCAGGAACUACCUGGUACAACCUGCUUCAGGUUACCAUGGAAGGCAGUGAAAAACGGAACGAGAAAGACCUGGAAAAGGAAAAACCAGAAGAUGUUCUUGAAGUUCUAUUACCCGACAAAAAUUUGCUUUGCAGACUUUAUCCUCACCAGCGCGAGGGAAUUUUGUUCCUUUUCAACCUAUACAAAAACGGAAAAAGCAAAGCUAAAGGAAGCAGGAAUGGCGCUAUUUUAGCAGAUGAAAUGGGCUUAGGAAAAUCUAUUCAGGUCAUCUUGUUUUUGCACGCAAUGAUCAUGAACACUCAAGAAUUCAAGAAUGCCUUGUUGAUUGUGCCUGCUGGUUUGCUGAAUGACUGGAAGGAUAAGCUGAAAAGGUGGACCCCUAACAUGAACGUUCUCAUUUACCACCACAGUGAGACAGAACGUGAAAGAAAGCUGAGGAAUUUGCAGAAGACUGGUGGCAUCAUUUUAGUCUCUUACUCAACGUUCAUUGAAAAUAACGAGACACUCACAACUUAUGAAGGCAUGCAUUUUGUCUGGGACUGCUUGAUUUGUGAUGAAGCUCACAAGCUCAAAAACCUUGACACCAAAACUCACAAAGCUGUUGCAUUAACCUCAGCUGGAUUUUGCAUUCUCAUCACUGGCACACCUAUGCAGAACAACCUAAGAGAGUUUUGGUCUUUGUUCUCCCUCAUUUUAGACACAUAUGUACUGGGAACAUACAAAACAUUCAAGAACAAAUUUGAGAAACCAAUCACAAAAGGGAUGGAAGCUGAAUCAGGGCCAGAAGAAAGGGCUCUGGGAAUGGAACUCCAAAAGACUCUGGAGAAGAUAAGAGAGCCAUUCUGGCUCAGGAGAAGAAUAGACCAAAUUCAAGGACUCAGAGGUCAUCCACUUCUAGAAAACAUACCCUCUGAUCAAGUGUUACAUCUUCCUAAGAAAAAUGAGUAUGUUAUAUGGAUCAAGCUUAGUUCUGAGCAGAAGGCUGCUUAUCGCAAGAUAACUGCUGAUUCAUCUACUCCGACAUUUGAGUCCUUCCAUCUUCUGACAGCUGUUUGUACACACCCAAAGUUAAACAGUGACAUCAAGGAACAUGAAAUGAGCGGGGUGAAUUUAGCUGAAUCCGGAAAACUGACCUUCAUGUUAGCACUGCUUGAAUGGUUCGCUACCAAUGGGAAUUUUGCCCUGGUCUUCUCUAAUUACAUAAAAAUCCUUGACAUCAUUGAGAAAUCUCUGACACAGACAUCAUGGGGGAGAAAUGCUUUUUUGAGGAUUGACGGACAGAACACUACUCAGGGUUUGAGAGACAAAAUUGUCAGAGAGUUUCAAAAAAGGGAGUCAAAAAAUAUCCUUUUGCUUACCACUAGUGUGGGUGCAGAAGGCCUGACGCUCACAGCAGCCGAUUGUGUGGUUUUUGCUGACCUCUCCUGGAAUCAGUCUCAGGAUGCACAGGCUGUGGGCCGUGCCCACAGAAUUGGUCAGACAAAGGAUGUUAAGACUUACCGUCUUAUUACCUGUGGCACAUUGGAAGAAAGGAUCUACAGAAGGCAGAAGCGCUCACUGACUAGACAGGUUGUGGGAGAUGAAAAUAAUCCUUUUCGGUUCUUCACACAAGAUGAGUUGAAAGGAAUACUGACACUGCAGGAGACUCAGUUCUCAUCUACUCAACAACAGCUUGAGAAACAAGGUGCGAAAUACCUUGACGUCACUGAGGUCUUUGGGGCAGGUCUCAAUAGUGUUGGUGCCGCAAGUGUGUGUGGGAUCUCAGAUCAUGGGCAGCUGCUCAGCGCAAGUCAAGGUGAAGAUCUUGAAGUGGCUAUGGCAAGGAUGCACAUUAAAGAGACUGCUGAAAUGUGCCAGCAGGAAAUAGAAGCAGAGUCUCAUCUUACAAGACAACAAAUUUGCAUCUAA